ACUUCCUCCGGUGCGUCCUCACCACCACCUCCUUCUCAUAGGUCACAGCUGUCCUCCUGGAGGUGUCCCACAGGUGGAAAGUCCAGCAGCCCGGCAGGAUUUAGAUUUAUCUCAAAAUGGAAGGAUUCAGUUGGGAGAAUUACAACUUGGACGAUAUCUUAGAUGAAUUAUAUAGUAAUUACAGUUAUGGCACUGGCCUGCCCUCUAUCCUACCAGAUUCUGCCCCGUGCCGGACAGAAUCCCUGGAAAUCAACAAUUAUGUUGUGGUCGUCAUCUACAUUCUGGUGUUCCUGCUGAGCUUGCUGGGAAACUCCCUGGUGAUGCUGGUCGUCUUAUACAGUCGGAGCACCUGCUCUGUCACCGAUGUCUACCUGCUGAACCUGGCCAUGGCCGAUCUGCUCUUUGCCCUGACCUUGCCUAUCUGGGCAGCCUCCAAAGUGAAGGGCUGGAUUUUUGGCACAGGCCUGUGCAAGGUGGUCUCAUUCCUGAAGGAAGUCAACUUCUACAGUGGUAUCCUGCUACUGGCCUGCAUCAGCUUGGACCGCUACCUGGCCAUCGUCCACGCCACACGCACACUGAUCCAGAAACGGCACUUGGUCAAGUUUGUAUGCUUAAGCAUGUGGAUACUGUCUAUGAUUCUAUCCCUGCCUAUUUUAAUUUUCCGUAAGGCUGUCUACCCACCCAAUUUCAGCCCAGUGUGCUACGAAGACAUGGGUAACAGUACAACAACAUGGCGGAUGGUGUUGCGGAUCCUGCCCCAGACCUUUGGCUUUGUCAUACCACUGCUGGUCAUGCUGUUCUGCUAUGGCUUCACCCUGCGCACCCUGUUUAAGGCCCACAUGGGGCAGAAGCACCGGGCCAUGAGGGUCAUCUUUGCUGUUGUGCUGGUCUUCCUGCUCUGCUGGCUGCCUUACAACCUGGUCUUGGUUGCAGACACCCUCAUGAGGACCCACUUAAUAAAGGAGACCUGUGAGCGCCGCAAAGACAUUGAUCAGGCCCUGGAUGCCACGGAGAUUUUGGGUUUCCUCCACAGCUGCCUCAACCCCCUCAUCUAUGCCUUCAUUGGCCAAAAGUUUCGCCACGGACUCCUUAGGAUCAUGGCUACCCAUGGCCUGGUCAGCAAGAAGUUCUUGGCCAAGGAAGGCAAACCUUCCUUUGUUGGCUCUUCUUCAGGGAACACUUCCACCACCCUCUAAGACUGCCUGCCUAAGUUGCAAUCCUGGGGGGUCCCACCGUUCCCUUCAGUGUGACAGAUAUCUAAGCUGCAUGUGGUGGUAUCCACAUCAGUGCGUAGCCCCUCCGUUGUGGUGACAGGAAGAGCAUGGCUUAGAAAUCCUGUCCUGGUAUUUCACUCCUCUCCAUAAUUAUAUGCUAACUGUUAGAGCUGAUCCAUCCUACAGCUGGACCCAACACACUGUCUUCUAAGAAGCACAAGUCAAAACUGCAGUGAGAUACUACACAGCACCCAUUUAGGAUGUCCAUUAUCAAGGAAAAAAGCACAAGACAAAUUAGCAAGUGUCAGCGAGGAUAUAGAGGAACUGGAAGUUUCAUGCACGGCUGGUGAGAAUAUAAGAUGGCACACCACUCUGGAAAGCAGCCUGGCAAUUUUCCAUAAAACAUUAAACAUAAAAUUACCACAUGAUCCAGAAAUUCCCUUUCUAGGUAUGUACCCAAAAGAAUCAAAAGCAGAGGCUUGAACAGAUAUUUGUGCACUGAUGUUCACAGCAGCAUUAUUCACAAGAGUCAAAAAGUGGAAAUAACCCCAAGGCUCAUCAACAAAUGAAUGGAUCAACACAAUGUGAAACAUACAUACCAUGGAAUAUCACUUGGUAAUUAAAAUAAAUGGCGGACUCAUACAUGUUCCAGCGUGGAUAAGCCUUGAAAACGUUAUGCUAAGGGAAAUAA
Molecule: messenger RNA, 1905 nt
Organism: Marmota flaviventris (yellow-bellied marmot)
Lineage: Eukaryota; Metazoa; Chordata; Mammalia; Rodentia; Sciuridae
Gene: Cxcr2
Product: C-X-C motif chemokine receptor 2
Biological process (GO): immune response; G protein-coupled receptor signaling pathway; neutrophil chemotaxis
Cellular component (GO): external side of plasma membrane; membrane
Molecular function (GO): C-C chemokine receptor activity; interleukin-8 binding; C-C chemokine binding
Source: RefSeq, a predicted model, not a curated record